This is a messenger RNA of Cadophora gregata, 483 nucleotides long. RefSeq lists its product as uncharacterized. The record is from RefSeq and is a predicted model, not a curated record. NCBI's taxonomy places the organism in Eukaryota, Fungi, Ascomycota, Leotiomycetes, Helotiales, Ploettnerulaceae. The transcript has 2 exons. Bases 1 to 483 code for a protein of 160 amino acids.
AUGUGCCGAUCACUCACCCCCCCUCCUCCUCAUAGCCCUCCACAUUGGCCAGUUCCUGGUGGUUGUGCGCCAAGACAUCGAGAUGGUUGGCCACGCCCGAGAACCCUCAAGAUCUUAGCAUCCAGCCACGCGGGAAUCCUCGCCGUUUUGCCCACCUCCAGGCAACACCACAAGCGAAGCGAGGACAACACAGGGACAGACAGACCCCCCUUGAACGGUUCCAGAGACGGCUCACGUCUGACUUUUCUCUUGCCUGGCAGUAGUUUGCACCCUCGAAGCACACUCGAACCCACCAGGUGCCUGCACCCAAGCCACAGCAGGCUUGGUGGCCACCACACGGAUUACGAAGUGGCCUCGUCGCUCCCCAAACGUGCAGAUAGAGGAGCCGCUAACUUACUGCAUGCACCUAUCUCCAGAAACUCUUCCGAAGUCCUCCUCAAGACGUCAGUUCUCCGUAUCAACUAUCGCUUCAUAGAUAGCUGA